This is a messenger RNA of Chroicocephalus ridibundus (black-headed gull), 7264 nucleotides long. RefSeq names its product transforming growth factor beta receptor associated protein 1 (gene TGFBRAP1). Gene Ontology annotation, biological process: vesicle-mediated transport; autophagy; endosomal vesicle fusion. The record is from RefSeq and is a predicted model, not a curated record. The transcript has 12 exons. NCBI's taxonomy places the organism in Eukaryota, Metazoa, Chordata, Aves, Charadriiformes, Laridae. Gene Ontology annotation, cellular component: cytoplasm; membrane. The coding region runs from base 209 to 2800 and encodes 863 amino acids.
GGCCUGCGCCACACCGGAAGCGGCGCGUCCCCGUCCGUCCCCCAUUCCCCUCCCCGCCCGCUGGCGGAGCCCCGCGCGCCGCGAGGCCUGGGCGCUGACAGCGCGGCCUGAGGCGGCGCCCGGCCCGGCUCCGGCUGCCCACACCGAGGCCUGGAAGCGGCGGGCACGGCUCCCGGUGCGGCGACUGGCAGAUCACCUAGAAGACACAAUGAGUGUUAAAGCUUUCAAGCUCGUUUCUGCUGUUGAGCGGGAGAUGUUAAUGGGAGACAAAAAUUACAUCAACAUCGAAUGCAUUGAGUGCUGUGGAAAGAACCUUUAUGUUGGAACCAACGACUGCUUUAUCUAUCACUUUCUGUUGGACGAAAAGAUAUCAACAGCGGGAAAAAUAACUUUUGCUGCCACUAAGCAACUACAUAAAUACCUGGGCUUGAAGAAGCCCGUGAGUGAGUUAAAAGCAGCCUCUGCCCUCACCAGGCUUCUUGUGCUUUGCGACAACACAAUAACACUAGUUAACAUGAUGAACUUGGAACCUGUCCCCACUGGUGCUAAAAUCAAAGGAGCUGUGACAUUUGCAGUAAAUGAAAACCCUGUGAGCGGGGAUCCUUUCUGCGUUGAAGUCUGCAUUAUCUCGGUCAAGCGGCGGACCAUUCAAAUGUUCAUGGUGUUUGAAGACAGAGUCCAGAUAGUGAAGGAAGUGUUUACUCCAGAGCAACCCUGUGCUGUGGCUGUAGAUGGUUAUUACUUAUGUCUUGCACUUACUACGCAGUAUAUCAUUUUAAAUUACAAUACUGGCGUCUCCCAGGAUCUAUUUCCUUACUGCAGUGAUGAGAAACGACCAAUUGUGAAAAGGAUAGGCAGACAAGAGUUUCUGUUGGCUGGCCCCGGAGGCCUAGGCAUGUUUGCAACUGUAGACGGCAUUUCUCAGCGUGCCCCUGUGCACUGGUCAGAGAACGUGAUUGGAGCAGCUUUGUGCUUUCCUUACGUGGUUGCUCUCGAUGAUGAGUUCAUUACAGUGCACAGCAUGCUGGACCAGCAGCAAAAGCAAACGUUGCCUUUUAAAGAAGGUCACAUUCUACAGGACUUUGAAGGAAAGGUGAUUGUUGCUACUAAUAAGGGUGUGUAUAUCUUGGUGCCACUACCUUUGGAAAAACAGAUUCAAGAUCUUCUAGCUAGCCACAGAGUGGAAGAAGCCCUUAUUCUAGCAAAAGGAGCUCGAAGGAAUAUUCCAAAAGAGAAAUUUCAGGUAAUGUACAAACGAAUCCUGCAGCAAGCAGGUUUUAUACAGUUUGCACAGCUUCAGUUCCUUGAAGCAAAAGAACUUUUCAGAAGCGGCCAGCUUGAUGUCCGGGAGCUGAUCUCUCUCUACCCCUUCCUGUUGCCUACUUCCUCUUCAUUUAUACGGUCUCAUCCCCCUCUGCAUGAGUACGCGGACUUAAACCAGCUGACCCAAGGGGACCAGGAGAAGAUGACAAAGUGCAAACGAUUCCUCAUGAGUUACUUGAAUGAAGUCCGCAGCACUGAGGUUGCGAAUGGCUACAAGGAAGAUAUUGACACGGCUUUACUCAAGCUCUAUGCCGAGGCAAAUCAUGAAAGUCUGCUGGAUCUGCUGGUUUCAGAGAACUUUUGUCUUUUAACAGAUAGUGCCGCCUGGCUGGAAAAACACAAAAAGUAUUUUGCUCUUGGUCUCCUGUAUCACUACAAUGGUCAGGAUGCUGCAGCACUUCAGUUAUGGGUGAAAAUAGUUGAUGGAGACAUUCAAGAUUCUACACGUUCGGAUCUCUAUGAAUAUAUAGUAGACUUCCUUAUAUUCUGCUCAGACCAAGAUCUAGUGUGGAAAUACUCUGAAUGGGUUUUACAGAAAAAUGAAGAGGUUGGCGUACAGAUAUUCACCAAAAGGCCUUUGGAAGAACAGGAGAAAAAUAACAUUAAUCCAGAUGAUAUCAUCAGUUGCCUUAACAAAUAUCCUAAAGCACGUGUUAAAUACCUAGAACAUCUAGUGUUGGAAAGAAAAAUAGAGAAAGAAAAGUACCAUACUCAUCUAGCUGUCUUGUACUUGGAGGCAAUACUUCAGCUAAAAUCUGUGACCACGGAUAAGUGUACGGAAACAACUGAACUGCUGUUGAAACUACGCAGUCUUCUUCAGAAAUCUGAUCUUUACAGAAUUCACUUUAUUUUGGACAAAAUCCAGGGCACAGACCUUCAUAUGGAAAGUGCAAUUUUAUAUGGAAAACUAGAAGAACAUGAGAAGGCUUUGCAUAUCCUUGUCCAUGAAUUAAAGGACUUCCAUGCUGCUGAAGAAUACUGUAUAUGGAACUCUGAGAACAGAGACAUGCAGUACAGACGGAGGCUUUUCCAUAUGCUGCUGUCAGUGUAUCUAAAUCCAGGCGCUCCGGAUUGUGCACUAGUCAUGGCUGCUGUGGAUCUCUUGAAUAACCAUGCUGCUGAGUUUGAUGCGGCUGUAGUUUUGCAGCUAGUGCCUGACAGCUGGUCAGUGCAGCUCCUCUCCCCGUUCCUGGCUGGAGCAGUGAGGCAAAGCAUUCAUACAAAAAGAAUGACGCAGGUUGCACUUGGGUUAGCACAAGCUGAAAACUUAAUCUACAAAUACGAGAAGGUUAAGCAAAAAGGAACCCCAAUUCUUCUUUCGGACAAAAUGGUCUGUCAGGUGUGCCAGAAUCCUUUCUGCGAGCCUGUAUUUGUAAGAUACCCAAAUGGGGGUAUGGUCCACACACACUGUGCUGCAAACAGACAUCUGAAUUCAAACACAACUCAUCACUCCUCCAGCUCCAGCAAUCAGACUUGAAGUAUGUUCCGGUCCCACAGGUUCCCAUGGCUUAUACCCCGUGGAAAGUGGACUGGAAAAAAGAACAAAGUGCAGCUACUCUAGGUAUAAAUCAAGAUGAACAGCUAGUCUUUGGGUUAAUGGGAAGACUUCCAGUAAAUAUGAAAUACCGCCACUUAUCUUUUUCAUUUCUAAUGAAUGUAUAUAGAGAAGAAAAAUCACUACCAGAAAUGGAGAGGUGCAAAUAUAGGCUCUUCUGUAUAUAGUAAUAAUAAACAGUUAAAGAAAAUGAGCCUUUUCUUCACAGUAAGAAUGAAUGUUAUGGAGACAAGGCAAACAAUUACUUUAAGAAAUGUCACUUUGCACUGAAUGCGGUGUUGAUAAAUUUGUAGAGGUUGGACAUGGCAUCUAUUGGAGUUGGAAUUCUUGGAACACUACGUGACAAGACUGGCAUCAUGCAGCUUACUAUCAAGACAAAAAUGUGUGUUGGUUAUAAUGUUUGCUGCAGCAUUGUCCUCUUUUGAGCUGGAUUCUCUUCCCCAGGAUCACAUUAUGAACUUGGUUUUUGCUCUACAAAUUGUUGGCUUUUGAUGCACUUUUUAGUAUUUCCUCCCCCCCGCUAUAUAGAAUUUAAAUGUAAGCACUGGUCCGUUAGGUUUCUACUCCUACAAUUACUGUAAUAAACCGAGUGGAAACUGAUAGUCACACAGCUGUGCUUGGAAGAAAAAAAAGUCGAUUGUCUGGUCAGUCCGUAGUCACUUUUAUAUGGAGGAAGAGACCUUAACUUUAAUAUUGAUUUAUUUAUUAAUAUGCAAAUAUAACUGUACAUACAAUUGAAUAAAUUGAUCUUAUAUCAUUCUAGAGUUUCUUGGGAGGAUAAAGAUGUAGCUGAUGUAUAAGUGUACAGGUUAUGUGCUAAAUGUUUGCUAUAACAUAACUUAGGCAGAUUGGAACUCCACAAAAACAGGUUUUAGUACUUGUGGAUGACUUUGUGCAGUCAAAAUCAUGGAAAGAAGGUAUAAUUGGGUAGAAAUCUGCAAAGGUGCACUACAGGGCUACUGGUUUUGUUAUAUUCUGCAAAACGUUCUGUAAACUAAGGUUUUUCAAAUAACAAUAAAACCCCUUUAUUUAACUGCCCUGAUAAAUACUCACAUGGCUAUUUAACCAUUUUCAAGCAAAUUAGUUUAAAAGCAGCAGCUUCCCACAGUAGAUGUUCAAAAAUGAUGACUUUUUAAAUAAAAGUUAAGUAUUUCAAAGUCAAAGCAUUUCUUUUAAUUCUGUAAAGCUGUAAUAAAUGACAGGCUUACUGACCAGCAUGCAAUUGAGUUAGUACGACUGCUCAGUCUUUUAGCAUUCCAAAUCAGACUGGAGACUUUCAGCAAAAGUGGGAUACCUGCGUGGUAUCUUCUAGGUGCUGUCUCAGAAGAGGUCUUCUGUUACAGAAAGGCUGGCUUAUGAAACAGCCUUGUAAGCGUAGUGCUGCCUCCAGGAAGGGGCAACCAGACUACAUCUGGGGGUGAAAAAAAUAGCCAUUUCUUUGUCUUUGAAGCAGAAGACCUUUGGAUCUUUUUCUGUUUCCUGAGUUCGAAAGUAGAAAAGUACAGCUGUUGUGUUGGGUUUUGAAAAAUAAAUCCAAGUAAGGAAUUUUGUAGCACUUUCUACUAAGACAUGUAAGCCACAUUUCGUGAAAGGCACCUUCAAAAAAGACAAAUGUGAGUGUUUACGCCUUAAUUCUGGCAUGAGGGAUUCUCCUGUGUUGGUGCUGGUAUGAGCAGAUUCUUCUGUAUCUUGCAUUCACGGUUUUCAAACAUUAUGUAUACAACUGGCAAUGGUAACAACAACUUUGUAGUUCCCUGUUCUCAAAAUACUUGCUGAUAGAGAGGAAGUGAGUUUACCAGGAUCUAAUAAGCCUUUUGUGCACAGUAGCAUGUGAUUCAUAAGAAAUACUUUCUUUUGCUGCAAGCAUCCUCAGUAUACUUUUGUUCCUAUCUAAUAAGGAGGAACUAAAACAAAUAUCAGUAGCCACUAGGUAGUGAUGAACUUAGUCUUGUCAACUAGUGUUGCAAUGGAAUAGAGGAUCAUUUCAUUCCAGACCGCAAGACAGUUCUUAAUCGUUAUUGCAUGAAAAGGUAUGGCUAUAAAAGAUUAAACAAUUCUUUAUUAAUACUUCAUAUGUUUCAGAUUUGUACUUUGGCUAAAAUGCAGCAGUAACAGUAAUUGUACGUACAGGACAAAUACAGGAAUCGGAGUAACGCAAGGUGGCAUAUUUGCAAUCAUAGAUGACCAAAAUGGUAAUUUAAUAUUAAAGUUGGGGGAUUCACCUCCUGAAACGUGGACUGGAAAAAUACUGACAUUUGAUUCAUACAUUAUUACCUGUUUCUUUGUUAAAUUUGAUACUAGAACUCAUUUGGAUGAAUUAAUAUGGAAGUCUCACGAUAACAAGAAAAAGAAAAAAAAAAAAAAGCCAAACAAAAAAAAACCCCAGUGUGGGGCUGAGGUAGAACAAGAGCUCAUCGGGGAGGUGGCAGGUGGAGGAUGCUCUUCCAGUGUGCCUACAGCGCUUGAGCAGUCGGGAUAACACUCGACCAGAGGAGAUGACAGCCUAUGUCACAGUGGUGCGUGGUAAUUCUGUACCUUAUCACCAGGUCUGCAUUCAUAUUCCCUUAGGCAGGACAACUGCAACACCCCUUGGGUAAGAGAACUUCACACUGGAGAACCUGAGUUCGCUCCUUUUCUUUUGGCACUGUCAGUUUGCUCAUUCCUCUCUUGUGUACCUGAAGCCCUGGGACAGCAUUGCUACUGUGCGAAGUUCUGGUAUGGCUGCAGCAGCAAGCAGGGAAUGAAUGGGGAUCUGGUUAUUAACGGAUAUGUGAAGGAGGAAAGGUAGGAAAGUGGCAUAUUUCUUUGACCAUCCUUCUAGUUUGGAAAUUAAGCGGGUUUGGGGAGUUCAAGCUUGAUGCAAUUGUUUUCUCUCCAGUUAGGGAAUGUGGUGGCUUAGACCUGCCCUUGGAGAGAGGAGAUUCUGUCAGAAUAGUUCUUCUUAAUUUGGCUCUUGCUAAAUUUGUGUUUAUAACUCAUCUCUCACUCUUCUUUUUUUUUUUUUUUUUUUUUAAACUGACAGUGCGUUUGUGAUUCAGGACUUAAUAAAUGAGAUUAGCCUCUCACAGAUGCUUUUGCAGGUAUUGAGGCACGUUUGCCUAACAUGUAGCUUCUAAUUACAGAAAUAUUGCAGCUCUGACAUGUUUUUAGCCAUCCUCUGUUAACAGUCACUGCUUCAUACAAAAAGCACUCCCUAAAUGCUUUUCUACUCUUUUGUAUCUCCAUGCUUCCUCACAAAAAUUACCUAUGAUGUGUCUAUGUCAUCAUGUGCAGUUUUUCCCCUCUCUAAGUCAAAAAGAGAAGAAAAAUACUAAUGAGAAAAAAUUGCCCAGAAUCUGGCACUUUGUUUGAAAUAAGUUUUAUGGUUGUACAUUUAUGAGAAAGAAUGCGGUUAGAUCUUUCUGUGCUUUAAAGGGAUAACUUACUACAUUGAUAAUAUUACAAGAAUGCUGAUCUCAAAACCUGGAGAAAAUAAGCAAUUGGUUUGUUGCACAGAGUGCACCACGGGUACCUGGGAAGUGUGGUCUGCAGGCAGCCCACUCCGCGGUGGCUCAGGCGUGCACGGGAGGCCGGGUUACCAUGAGAACUUGCUCCCCCCACUCCCAGUCUCCAAAAACUUUCCAGCCUUUGUUACCUGAUUAAUAUCACUCUCCUAUAGCACUCAGUUGACAGGGGUGUAAAUCUUGAGUUCUGGGUGGACUCCUGAGCACAGCUGUCUUUGUUCAAUAAAAUGUCACUUUCUUACAUCAACCACGUGAAACCCAAAGAAUGUCAAUCGCGGAAAGGCGGUGGUAGGGGUGGAGUACGUGUAUGUUUUCCGAGACCUUUAUUACAUGUUUGAACACACAAGCAUUAUCCGGACUUUGCUGAAUCUUUAUAACAAUGUCUGUUCUUUGCAGGACUCCCAUCCUGAAUGACAUUAAAAAAUAUUUUAUUUUAUACAGUUGUAUCAAGAAGUAACAUUUUAUUGCUCUUCCCAUUUUGCUGCAGUCUCUGUUUGGCAGAGCUCUAAGUGUUUUAUUAACAUCCUGCUGUUUGUAACAGGCAGCAACUAAUACAUUUUCAUUGUGAGCUCUCCUAUUGCCUGUAUUUACUAAUUAAUUUUUCUCUUGCUGUACAACACUUUGGGGCAUAUGCCUUGCGAACACUGAUAAUUAAAUGCGCUGCUACUUUUAAAGGGAAAAGAAGAAAAGAAGUUAAUGACAUUCUGUAAUAUCUGGUUGAUUACAAAACUGAAGUUCCCCUGCAGUAAAUUUGUUCAGAUGGAGAUCUGUACUGUUCAUGCUUUCUGACUUAAUGGUUAUGUUGGUGAACAUACACAGCAGUAUGUGGAAUGUACAAAUGUAUAAAUCUGUUGAUUUUUAAUAAAAAAAUCUUUUAAUUAUG